Messenger RNA from Homalodisca vitripennis (glassy-winged sharpshooter), 4720 nucleotides. Its product is annotated as galectin-9-like. Gene Ontology annotation, molecular function: carbohydrate binding; galactoside binding. The transcript has 7 exons. The coding region runs from base 191 to 1306 and encodes 371 amino acids. NCBI's taxonomy places the organism in Eukaryota, Metazoa, Arthropoda, Insecta, Hemiptera, Cicadellidae. The record is from RefSeq and is a predicted model, not a curated record.
CAUACUACGCCACCAAUCCGGGUUGAUACGUUACGUUCAUUGUAGGGUAGGGUCUGUUAAUCACAGCUGAGUUAACCUCGAAUUGGUACUGGUUACAGUGUGAGGUUGAAAAAUAAUAAAAUAAGUUACUGUCAUUGUCAUUUAGUUGUUAGUAAUUGUGAUCCACUGCAAGCUAUUGGCAGAGCAGAAAAUGUCGCCUAACGUCAUUUACAACCCUGUAGUACCAUUUAUUGGACACAUUGGAGGUUAUUUAGCACCUGGUAACUUUGUUCGCAUUCAAGGAACAAUACAUCCAGGAGCACAUAGAUUUGCACUGAAUCUGCAGUGUGGUCCAAACGUAAAUCCACGAGAUGAUGUUGCCCUCCACUUCAGUCCUGAUUUCAAUCGGAGCUGCAUUAUUAGAAACAACAUCAUGGGAAUGAACUGGGGCCCUGAAGAGUGCCAAGGUCACUUCCCAUUAAUGAGAGGACAGCCCUUCGAUAUCAUGAUACUUUGUGAGCACCAUGGCUUUAAGAUUGCUGUGAACGGUCAACACUAUACUGUGUUUGAACACCGCGUCCCACACAACCGUGUGUCACACUUCGCAGUUGACGGAGACAUCACUAUCAGGUCCAUUGAAUACGGGGGAGGUCUGCUAGGGGGUACCAUGCCCAUGCCCGGAGCAAUGCCCAUGCCUGGAGCAGUACCCAUGCCUGGAGCAGUACCCAUGGGUGCUCCAAUGCCCGGGCCGAAUCCCGGAUAUCCAAUCCAGGGUAGACCUGGAGGACCUGGGUAUCCAGGAUACCCUCAAGCUACAUCUCCGUAUCCCGCAUCAAACUUCCAGCCUUAUCCUACUCAACCUCAUUCAGCUCAACCUUAUCCACCUCAACCGUAUCCCGCUCAACCUUAUCCCACUCAGCCUUAUCCUACACAAAAUCCAUCACCCUACCCAACUCAAAAUUCACAAGUUUAUCCAGGUACCCAGCCUUACAAAAAACCAUCCGUAUUAGAACAAGCAGGAAUGGCUGUUGCUGGCACAGUAAUAGGCAACAAAAUAUUAGGCAAAGUAGGAGGCCACCAUGGCGGGGGCAUGAUGGGACCAAUGAUGGCGGGGGGCCUGGCAGGAGCUGCCCUAACAGGCCAUCUCAGUCCUAAAAAGAUGAUGAAGAAGGAGAAGAAAGCUCACAAGAAAGCCUUGAAGUAUGGAUUGCCAUUGGCAGCUGCCGGGGUGGGUGCGUAUGCAUUACACAAAAUUGGUCGGCACGGGUCAUCCAGCAGUUCCAGUAGUAGUAGUAGUUCCUCCAGUAGUGGAAGUGAGGAAGAAUAAACCUAGCCGUCCUGUUCUUCUCCAGCUGAUUUCAACUUUAUAUGUAUUCCUUUCAGUCAAUAGUUCACGUCAUUAGUAACUAAAUUCUAAUCAGUCCAGUUAGUUAUUGUGCUAUGUUGUUAUUUCAAAUUUGUAUAAUCGUGGUAAGAUAAUGUGUUCUAUGUACAAAUAUUAACAUAAUAUGAAAAAAAUGUAAUGUGAAAAGUUUUUUAUGCUCAUGGAUAAAAAACUACAGAAGUAAAGUUUAUGGAGGAGAUCAAGUAUUAUAGUAUGGAUUUGUAACAUGUCCAUUGUUAUACGCUUUUAAUAGCUUCCAAUCGAAUUUAUUGCUGUUUAACAGUCUUAAUGCUUAAUAAUGUGGUUAUAGGUUAUGUAAAAAUCGUGUAUUUUAAUAAGUGUUGAAGUGAUAAUUAUUGUUCUGUAAAUAGUAAAAUGUAGUGCCUAUCUGUAUAUGAAACAAGGAAUAUUAACACCAAAAAUGUAGGAGUAAGGUAAAAUUGUUGCAGUAUUAAUAAUACAGUAAUAAUAUUAUAACAAAAUAUUAAAUAAUUUAUAUUUAUGUAAUAUUUUAUUCCUCAUUCAAUAAUGUUUAUAAAUACAGAUUUAAAAGGUUAUUUUACAUUUGAGAACAUGACUUUUUAUGUUUACAUUAUGUUUCCUUUUUUAUGUUAAACACUCACUCUAAAAAAUCUGUUUCUAAUAUAUCUAUAAAAUAUGAGUAAGACAAUUAAAUAUAUAAUGAUAAAUAAAUAGUUAUGGUAAUGAAGAAAAUAAUUGGCAAACUAAACAAUGAAGAUUGCUCUGAAAUAAUGAGAUUUUUAAAAUGUUUCCUUACUUUUCCUUUUUACAUUUAUUCCAUUUCACUGACUUCUUUCAUUAAAUAACAGGGUAGUAAUGAACUUUAUCAGUAAUAACAUUAAAACCCAUUCUUUUCAGGCCAACAGAGGCUACUUUUGGAAUCAGACGAUCAACUCAAUACUGUAUGAAUAAACAGGCUGUAGAACUAAAUCAAACUACAAGUUUUAAUGGAUAAUAUUUUGACAUUAUAAAAAAUUUUUUCUUAUGAAUUAUCACUUUGGAUAUGGGAGCCUUAAAUGAAUUAGGCUGUGAAUAUAAUUCGAUUUCUAUGGGACAGUAUCUCUUCUAUGUAAGGAAAAUACAACUAUAGAUUAAGCAUUAAGUGUGAUAUAUCAUGGUUAAUAUUAACAAAAUAUAAGUGGUAAGUCUGCAGACAUUAGCAAUGGUAAUAAAGAUUGUACUUGUAUUGCACUGUAGAUGUAUUCUGUGAGCAUUAACAGACUCACUAGUGCCUAACCAGGUUCACAUAGCAAAACCAUAGUGAAGUUUGUCAUGUAGAUAAUUACUUUCCUCUAGACUUUAUGACCAGCCUGUUUUAGGUGAUGCAUGAAUCCUACAGUAAAGUAAAUGAACAAAUAUUCUGAGUACAAGUAUACUACUACUUUUACAGAUUUCUAAAAUUUGAGAUAGUGUUUUUUGCCAGUAAAAUGAAGCAAGAGCAAUGUUUUUUUAUGAAUAAAUAACUAAUGUAUUUUUAUUCCCUUAAAGGCUUUUAAUGAGUUUUCUCAAGCACUGAAUAUUUAUUGAAAAAGUCACUGAUGAAUUAUCUUCUCAUGCAGCCAUGUCCUGAUGAACUUCCUUCAUUUAUAAGUGAUUGUCUACUUAGUGGCAAAAUGGUGAACUAAGUAUUAAUAGAUAGUUAGUUGCUAUGCCUCUAGACGGUGUGGUCAUGGUCUACUUCUGUUGAGCCUUUAUAGAUUUUAUUAUCCGAAGCUGACAUUACAAGAACAGUGUUCAUGAGAUGUUGGUUAAUGGCUUGCUUCAAAUUGUUUCACACUGAAAAAAAUGAAAAAGCAUUUUCUGGGUUUGUUAGUAUAUACUUUAUACAAUAUUUUGUAUAUGGUGUAUAUAAUUUGGUUCUUUAUAAUAUUUUGAAGGAAUAAUUGGCAUUAAUUGAGAAAACAAUGAAAAAAUAAAUAGGGUUUCCAAUGUACUUACUUAAAAUUUAGAUUUCCUUCCCCUCUUUUUUUCUUAAACAUGUAAUAAACAAAGCAAAAAUAUUACCACUUUUUUGUUAAUUUCUUUAAUUAAAACAAUUUGUUAAAGGAUUAACUAAGGCAUUCCGGAUUGGAGUAAUUAUGUUUUGUAUAAUAAUUUCCAUUUCAUAUUACAUAAUUUAUAUUACAUAUAAUACUCUAAUUAAAUAUUAUUUUGCUUGUUAGCAUCAACUGGACAGAAGUUUUACUUUGUAGUUGUGUUAGUUAUAAUCAGUAAGUCUAUAUUGUUUAUUGAUUUUAAGUUAGAAAGAAUACUAAUACCAUCUGUAAUGGAUAAUCAAUUAUAGCAGACAACAAAUACUGACCAUUGACCAGUCAGUGAGGUAAAUCUAUUACCUCUGAUUGGUCAGUUGGUUCCUUAUUCCUAAGAAACUACAUCAUUAGUUGCUGUAUCAAUUUUAAAGAUUUUUAAAUAUAAAUAUUUCAAUUCAAAAUAAAAGGUAAUGGCAAAUAAAAAACUGCAUUGUGAGCUUAAUUCCUUGAUUAGAAAGCAUUUUCUAAACGACAUAAACAAAUAUAUCUAAAUAAUCUCAAUCCAAUCUUAUCUAAGUAAUUUGUACUUAAUUUAACCAAUAGUAAAUUAAGCUGAGCAAUUAUUUACCUAUUGAAAAAUAUUUUAAGAACAAGUUUUGUACAAAUUUAUUUGUUACGUUUCUUUUUUUGGUUUUAUUACUUAUUUGUAAUGUAAGGCUAUUCUACACAACCCAAUAGCCAGAUAAGUUCUGUGAGAGGUUUAUUUUCAAAUUUACCUAGCACUUGCAUUGGUGCAGACUUUUAAGUCUGUGAGUUUAGUUUCAGUUACUCAGUUACAGGCCUAACGUAAACAUUAUAAUAUUAGUUUCUUGAAUUUAUGUAACGUGUAGAUGUUUUCUCGUUUGAUGUACUAUCAGUUUUUUUACACCUCUCAUUCAAUGUAUUUUCAAGUUCUUUGACCACUUCUGGAACAUAUAUGUUCUUCCUAUUCCCACUAAAAGGCAAUUUCUGCAAUAUUAUUGUUAAUUUAAAUGUCAACUUUACAUUAUUUGUGGUGAAUGAACUGACAAUUGGGUGCUAGUUAAAUCUAUCUAGCAGCUAUCCCAUUGUCAUUGCCCUAUCCUGUCAUUGUGCUUCCUAAAUUUACAAUUUUGUCAUAUUCUGUGUAUUGCAAGGUUUAUAUUUAUUAUUACAAAUGUCUUCAUGUAACAUUUAUCAUUAUUUACCCAAAGAAAACUUAAAGUUACUUACAUAUUUUUGCAAUUUUUAUAAGACUGGGUUUGCUGUAGUUACCUUAGCAGUUAGCUCUUCAAUUGAUCAAUAAUAGAUAUUUUUGUAUAAGUAAAUAAUAUAUUACUAUACUAAA